Salvelinus sp. IW2-2015 is the source of this 1347-nucleotide messenger RNA. Its product is annotated as calcium-binding protein 2-like. The record is from RefSeq and is a predicted model, not a curated record. Gene Ontology annotation, molecular function: calcium ion binding; calcium channel regulator activity. NCBI's taxonomy places the organism in Eukaryota, Metazoa, Chordata, Actinopteri, Salmoniformes, Salmonidae. Gene Ontology annotation, cellular component: cytoplasm. Gene Ontology annotation, biological process: regulation of voltage-gated calcium channel activity.
AAACGACACCGAGAUGUUCAUGAUCAUUCAGAAGGAUUCUUCCGCCGGAGGAGGCGUUACAGAAGGGAUGAGCACGCCGCAGGAGAAAACUGCAAAACAGGUAAAAGCAGCGAUCAGUAAGAAGGUUCAGAAACAGCAGAUUAAGCAGAGGAGGCGGUCCAGUGAGCAGAGUGGAGUCUCUGAGGUCUCAGCGACUGGAGUCAAGCCCCCCCAUGGUAUGAGGUACAGACAGAACUCCACCCCCUUCCCCGUGACAGCGAGAGACAAAGAGAGGGGUACAGGGGACGAAGAGGAGGAUCAGGAUGUGGAGGACAAGGUGGCAGAUAUGAUGAGGUCGGGUGGUCAGAAGCAGCAAGAGAAGGAGCCGAUAGACCUGCUGCCUAUAAUGGACCCAGCUUUCGGACCGGACAGGGACCUACGACCUGAGGAGAUUGAAGAGCUCCGCGAGGCGUUUCUGGAGUUUGAUAAGAAGAAGAAUGGCUACAUCAGCUACAAGGACCUGGGAGAGUGCAUGAGGACCAUGGGCUACAUGCCCACAGAGAUGGAGCUCAUCGAGCUGGGCCAGUCCAUCUGUGGGGGCAAACUAGACUUUGAGGACUUUGUGGAGCUGAUGGGCCCAAAGAUGCUGGCAGAGACAGCAGAUAUGAUCGGAGUGAAAGAAYUGAGAGACGCAUUCAAGGAGUUCGAUACUAACGGUGAUGGUCAGAUCAGUAUAAUGGAGCUUAGGGAGGCCAUGAAGAAACUGAUGGGAGAACAGCUGACAAACAGAGAGAUUGAUGAGAUCCUCCGGGACGUGGACCUCAACGGGGAUGGACGGGUCAACUUUGAAGAAUUUGUUCGAAUGAUGUCACGCUGAGAUAAACAGAUGGAGUCGUUGUGUAACAACUGGAAAMGGGACCACUACAUUUGUARUGAACAUUCUUGCACCAUGCUAAUGACUGAGCAUCGAUUUUAUAACGUUAUUUUUGUUAAGCAACACUUAUAACGUUCAUUUUGUUAAGCAGCACUUAGAAAGUUAUUUUUGUUAAGCAGCACUUAUAACGUUCAUUUUGUUAAGCAGCACUUACGUUAUUUUUGUUAAGCAGCACUUACAACGUAAUUUUUGUUAAGCAGCACUUACAACGUUAUUUUUGUUAAGCAGCACUUACAACGUUAUUUUUGUUAAGCAGCACUUACAGUAAAUUGAGUGAACUAAGGUAGUUCUACAAAUCUUAUAACUCAAGAUGUGACAAACGUGCGUAAAGGGAACAGGAUUCAGAUAUUACGUAAUUGUUUUAGCACUAUCCACUCGGUAGUGGUGCGUGGGUAAAAUCACCGGGGAAGCCAAGCCAGGGGGAAAAAAGCCAU